AUGAAAGCAUUUGAUUUUUAGCAUUGUUCUAGUUAUUUUCCAUAGAUUUUAGGAUUGCCUUUAUUUCCUUUUGCUCUUCUUGCACUGGCUCACUGGGAAUAAAUUUAGAUGCUGAUUCAUUCUUUAUUGGUGGAAUAUUAAAGAGAGACUUCACUCUAAAUUUUUGAUGAGAGUUUGAUGGAGGAGAAAACAUGUCAUAAAUUGAUUUUAAAUCUCCUUGCUGGAUUAUUUUUUUUCUCAGUUCUUAGUGAGAUGUGGUUGCCCUCAUAGGUUGAUCAUAAGGAAAUCUUCUACUAUAUGUGGAGAAUAUAUUUUAAGGAGGAAGAAUCCCUGGAUAUUAAGGCUUAUGAGUAGUACUCUCACUUGCAGGUAAAAUUUCGUUCAAUACAACAGUUUUUUCUAAAGCUUCCCUGCACUCAAGAAAGUAAGGCUUGGCGGAAGAUAUUGAUUUGUUUUAAGACAGAUUUUCAUUCAUUUUUUACUUUUUUAAUAAGAAUUGCUCAUCAAAUUAAACUUUCAGUUUAUCUGGAGACUCCAAAUCUACUUGAAUUUAAUGCUUUUUCUCUAAUCCCCUUUCAGUUACAACAAGUUUCUGCUACAUUUUGA
Tetrahymena thermophila SB210 is the source of this 606-nucleotide messenger RNA. RefSeq names its product transmembrane protein, putative. The record is from RefSeq and is a predicted model, not a curated record. The transcript has a single exon. NCBI's taxonomy places the organism in Eukaryota, Ciliophora, Oligohymenophorea, Hymenostomatida, Tetrahymenidae.